GGCAGAGACAAUACCGCGCCCCCGGAGCCGGGCUGCCCGGAGCGCCCCUGCCCCGCUCCUCUCCCACCAUGAUGUCCAUGAACAGCAAGCAGGCGUUCAGCAUGCACCCCAUCCUGCACGAGCCCAAGUACCCCCACCUGCACACCAGCUCCGAGGCCAUCCGCAGAGCCUGCCUGCCCGCCCCCCAGAUCCAGGGCAACAUCUUUGCGGGCUUCGACGAGACCUUGCUGCGGGGUGCCGAGGCUCUGGCCGCUGUGGAUAUAGUAUCGCAGAAAACCCACCCGUUCAAGCCGGAUGCCACCUACCACACCAUGAGCAGCGUGUCCUGCACUCCUACCUCGUCCUCCGUGCACCUGCACCACCCGUCCGUGCUGACCACGCACCAUCCCCACCACCACCACCACCAGCCCUCCCAGGGCCUGGAGGGCGAGCUCCUGGACCACCUCAACUCUGCCCUCCCUCUCGGAGGGGUGCCGGGGCCAGACGUGGGCUCCACACCUUCGCACCCUCACUCCCACAUGUCGGCCAUCAACCACAUGGCCCACCACUCCCAGCCUAUGAACAUGUCCCACACCCACGGCCUCGCUUCCCACGCUGUCAUCUCCGGCCCCGAGACGGAGACGGACCCGCGGGAGCUGGAGUCCUUCGCCGAGCGCUUCAAGCAGCGGAGGAUCAAGCUGGGGGUGACCCAGGCGGACGUGGGCUCCGCGUUGGCCAACCUGAAGAUCCCGGGGGUGGGCUGCCUUAGCCAAAGCACCAUCUGCAGGUUCGAGUCCCUCACCUUGUCCCACAACAACAUGGUGGCCCUCAAACCCAUCCUAGAAGCGUGGCUGGAGGAGGCCGAGAGGGCUCAGAGGGAGAAAAUGACCAAACCGGAGAUCUACACAGGGGGGGACAAGAAACGCAAGCGCACCUCCAUCGCCGCCCCCGAGAAGCGGUCGCUGGAGGCUUACUUCGCCGUGCAGCCGCGGCCAUCCUCGGAGAAAAUCGCUGCCAUCGCCGAGAAGUUAGACUUGAAGAAGAACGUGGUGCGGGUCUGGUUUUGCAAUCAGAGACAGAAGCAGAAAAGGAUGAAAUUUUCUGCCACUUACUGAAGAAGGGGCUGGGAAGGUGGGGGGGGGGGAGUGCCUGGUCCCCCCCCUCCCCAGCCCCUCUGAAGUGGGCAGGGUUUGGGAUGAUUUUUUUGUUGUUGUUGUUUAAAAAAAAGUCGAAG
Molecule: messenger RNA, 1213 nt
Organism: Oxyura jamaicensis (ruddy duck)
Lineage: Eukaryota; Metazoa; Chordata; Aves; Anseriformes; Anatidae
Gene: POU4F3
Product: POU class 4 homeobox 3
Exons: 2
Coding region: 69-1094 (341 amino acids)
Biological process (GO): regulation of transcription by RNA polymerase II
Molecular function (GO): RNA polymerase II cis-regulatory region sequence-specific DNA binding; DNA-binding transcription factor activity, RNA polymerase II-specific
Source: RefSeq, a predicted model, not a curated record